Messenger RNA from Daucus carota subsp. sativus, 2067 nucleotides. Its product is annotated as MLO protein homolog 1-like. Gene Ontology annotation, cellular component: membrane. The record is from RefSeq and is a predicted model, not a curated record. Gene Ontology annotation, biological process: defense response. The transcript has 14 exons. The coding region runs from base 297 to 1949 and encodes 550 amino acids. NCBI's taxonomy places the organism in Eukaryota, Viridiplantae, Streptophyta, Magnoliopsida, Apiales, Apiaceae.
CAAAGAAAACAAGUCAAAAAAUUUUGUCACCACCGCGCAGAUGUUGCGGAUCUCUAUAUUUGGCAUAUAUAAAGCUGACAAAGAAAAUAUUAGCAGCGUUAUAUACUAUAUGAACUAUUGGUAGGGGAAAACAAUGCAGAUAUAACGCGUAUACACAGUUUAAAAUUUACAUUCAAACAAAGACUUUGUCUAAAUUCUGUUUUAAAAAAACUGUCUAAUUAAGUGCUAGAAGCUGGUUCAUUGAUUUGCCAAAAUUUUAUAAUUGUUUUGGUUUGGAUUAGCAGUGAAUCCGUGUUAUGGCAGGAGGUUCAGAAGAUAGGUCACUACAAGAAACUCCAACAUGGGCUGUUGCAAUUGUGUGUGGAGUUUUUGUGAUCAUUUCUAUUAUUAUUGAACAUGGAAUACACUCUCUGGGAAAGUUAUUCAUCAAGCGAAAGAAAAAGGCUUUGAAUGAAGCCUUGGAGAAAAUCAAAGCAGAACUGAUGCUAUUGGGAUUCAUAUCACUACUGCUAACUGUUGGAACAACUUAUGUUGUUAAAAUAUGCAUCCCAAUCAAGCUUGGAGACACCUUUCUCCCGUGUGAGGACUAUACGAAGAAAAGCUCCAAUAAAGGAGGCAGCGGAGAUGGAGGGGGUGACCGAAGAAAGCUACUUUCGUUUGCUGAGGAGAUUAUGUGGCGUCGAGCUCUAGCAUCUGAGGAUGAGGGAGAGGACUAUUGUGCUGCUAGAGGUAAAGUAUCAUUAAUUUCGUACAAGGGGGUGCACCAAUUGCAUAUAUUCAUAUUCAUCCUUGCGCUAUUACAUGUGCUCUACAGCGUUAUCCUUGUGGUUCUAGGCCAAGCUAAAAUGAAGAAAUGGAAGAGCUGGGAGGCUGAGACUGCCUCUUUGGAAUACCAGUUUACAACUGAUCCAGAAAGAUUUAGGUUCAGUCACCAGACAUCCUUUGUUAAACGUCAUGCUAUAUUCUUUUUAAUGCCAGGUGCUAAAUGGAUUGUGGCAUUCUUCAGACAAUUUUUCGGUUCUAUAUCAAAGGUGGAUUACAUGGCCAUUCGCACUGGAUUUAUCAAUGCAAAUGUUGCUCCAAAUGGCCAAUUUAAUUUCCAUAAAUACGUCAAAAGAUCCAUGGAAGACGACUUCAAGAAAGUUUUGGGUAUAAGUUUACCAUUGUGGGGUUUUGCACUUGUAUUCUUGCUUCUAAAUGUCUACAAAUGGCAUACACUAGUUUGGCUCUCCAUGUUGCCGCUUCUGAUACUUCUGGUAGUGGGUACAAAACUAGAACUAGUGAUCAUGGAAAUGGCACAACAAAUCCAAGAUCGGACAGUCAUUGUAAGAGGAGCGCCUGUGGUACAACAAAGCAACCAGUUCUUCUGGUUUAAUCGGCCUAAGUGGAUUCUCUUCUUGAUUCAUUUUACCUUGUUUCAGAAUGCAUUUCAGAUAGCAUUCUUUCUAUUCACUUUGAUUGAAUUUCGACACAAAACAUGUUUUCACCAGAAAUUACCUUCCGUUGUGACCAGAGUUGUGCUCGGUGUGGGGCUUCAAAUUUUGUGCAGCUACAUUACUUUCCCUCUUUACGCUUUAGUCACCCAAAUGGGAUCACAAAUGAAAAAAUCAAUCUUCGAAGAACAGACAUCAAAGGCUCUUAAGAAGUGGCAUCAGUCUGCAAAAGACAAUCAAAAGAAGCUAAGGAAAGCCAGGGAAGCAGCAUCAUCAGGAUAUGCUUGUAGUGAAAAUAACACGCCAAGUCGAGGUUCAUCACCGGUUCAUUUACUUCACAAUCACAAAUGUAGUAGCACGGAUCAAAGUGAAAGCAUUGUUCAUAAUGCAUUGCCCUGCUUGUCAGAGAUUCAUCAUGAAGAUCUUGAGGCAUCGAAUCAUGAAACACGACAGUCUGGUCGACAAGAAAUAAUUAAAGAUUCAUAUGGUUCUACAUUUUCCUUUGAAAAACUAUAGAAUUUGUAUAUUCAGAAUACAGCAGUGAAAGAACUAAUACUUACAAACAAAAAAAAUGUUGGAUGGCAACUUGGCAAGUAAUAAAGCUGAAUUCAUCUUAUUCGUGUAGAGUUUAACU